Trichechus manatus latirostris (Florida manatee) is the source of this 2011-nucleotide messenger RNA. RefSeq names its product poly(rC) binding protein 4 (gene PCBP4). Gene Ontology annotation, biological process: negative regulation of mRNA splicing, via spliceosome. The coding region runs from base 203 to 1414 and encodes 403 amino acids. Gene Ontology annotation, molecular function: mRNA binding. The record is from RefSeq and is a predicted model, not a curated record. The transcript is spliced from 13 exons. Lineage: Eukaryota; Metazoa; Chordata; Mammalia; Sirenia; Trichechidae. Gene Ontology annotation, cellular component: nucleus; cytoplasm.
AGAGGGCUUGGAAAUUCACUUUGCCGACUGCUGCUCCACUGACACCCCACCCCCUCAGUGCUGAAUGAAACCUGUCUGAGCUGUGUACGAGGAGCCUCUGCUCAAGUGACCUCAGGUGGACGAAGGUUGUCUCUGGAGAGCGGGCCAGGCCACAGCGUGGACGCACUCCCAGACCUCUGCGGCCCCAGCCCCGCCUAAGAGGAUGAGCGGCUCGGAUGCGGGGCUGGAGGAGGAGCCAGAGCUCAGCAUCACCCUCACGCUGCGGAUGCUGAUGCAUGGGAAGGAAGUGGGCAGCAUAAUCGGGAAGAAGGGAGAGACCGUGAAACGAAUCCGGGAGCAGAGCAGCGCCCGGAUCACCAUCUCCGAGGGCUCCUGCCCCGAGCGCAUCACCACUAUCACGGGUUCUACAGCGGCUGUCUUCCAUGCGGUGUCUAUGAUCGCCUUCAAGCUAGAUGAGGACCUUUGCGCUGCCCCGGCAAACGGUGGGAACAUAUCCAGGCCUCCUGUGACCCUGCGCCUUGUCAUCCCUGCCAGCCAGUGUGGCUCACUGAUCGGGAAGGCUGGCACCAAGAUAAAGGAGAUCCGGGAGACCACAGGCGCCCAGGUGCAGGUGGCAGGGGACCUGCUCCCCAACUCCACGGAGCGUGCUGUCACCGUGUCUGGAGUACCUGAUGCCAUCAUCCUGUGUGUGCGCCAGAUCUGCGCUGUUAUCCUGGAGUCCCCACCCAAAGGAGCCACUAUCCCAUAUCAUCCAAGCCUCUCUCUAGGCACUGUCCUUCUGUCUGCUAACCAGGGCUUCUCUGUCCAGGGCCAGUAUGGGGCUGUGACCCCAGCUGAGGUCACCAAGCUCCAGCAGCUCUCAGGGCACACUGUCCCCUUUGCCUCACCCAGUGUGGUACCAGGACUGGAUCCCAGCACGCAGACCAGCUCGCAGGAGUUCCUGGUCCCCAAUGAUCUGAUAGGCUGCGUGAUCGGGCGCCAGGGCAGCAAGAUCAGCGAGAUCCGACAGAUGUCAGGGGCACAUAUCAAGAUUGGGAACCAAGCGGAGGGCGCCGGUGAGCGGCAUGUGACCAUCACUGGCUCGCCCGUCUCCAUCGCCCUGGCCCAGUACCUCAUCACUGCCUGUCUAGAGACGGCCAAGUCUACCUCUGGGGGGACGCCUGGCUCGGCCCCCGCAGACCUGCCCGCCCCCUUCUCGCCACCCCUGACGGCCCUACCCACGGCUCCCCCAGGCCUGCUGGGCACACCCUAUGCCAUCUCCCUCUCCAACUUCAUCGGCCUCAAGCCGGUGCCCUUCUUGGCUCUGCCACCUGCCUCCCCAGGGCCACCGCCGGGCCUGGCAGCCUACACUGCCAAGAUGGCAGCGGCCAACGGGAGCAAGAAAGCCGAGCGGCAGAAAUUCUCCCCCUACUGAGGCCAGCUGAGGCACAGGUGGGGGCAGGCAGGACCACCAGGCAGGGGGCUGCCUCCGCACCCCGCCUGCCCAAGGAGACACCACCUGGGGGUCCCUAAUGCCGCUAAAGCCCAGACGCAUGGAUGCACCCUCCACCCUGCCCCAGUCUGCAGGAGUUCUUUCUCUCAGUGGGGGCAGUUUCUGGCCCAGGGUUCUGGGAGCUUCAGCAGUCCCGAGGCAGGGAGCCCCAGCCCUUCAGCUCUGUGCUUGGCUGCAGGGAGCAGCCAGGGGCCUCCUUUCAUGCUCCUUCCUUGGUGGGUUUCCUCCUGUACUCCCCACACCCUAGGGCUUCCCAGCCUACUGCCCCCCUGUGGGGUUCAUGGAGGGGUGCUGGGGAGCCAUGCUUCUCUCCCCACCUCCCUGCAGAUUCCUGCUGCUUCCACUGGCACCCUUUUGACUGGAAUGGACUGGCUGGGCUUGGCAGGGGGGACCCAAAGAGGAGCCACUGCCCGGUAGCUGAGGGGGUGGUGUUGGGGCGGGGGCCGAGUUCUCAGCAGCCGACACUCUGUACAGUUUUUUCAAUCCCUGUUUUUGAAUAAAUAUUCUCAUGACCAGGAA